This is a messenger RNA of Hordeum vulgare subsp. vulgare (domesticated barley), 926 nucleotides long. RefSeq names its product probable calcium-binding protein CML29. NCBI's taxonomy places the organism in Eukaryota, Viridiplantae, Streptophyta, Magnoliopsida, Poales, Poaceae. The record is from RefSeq and is a predicted model, not a curated record. The transcript has a single exon. Gene Ontology annotation, molecular function: calcium ion binding. The coding region runs from base 224 to 730 and encodes 168 amino acids.
CGUCCACGCUAUCACACCAGAAUCCAGAAGCCUUAUCCUGCUGCCAUUGCCAACGCCGAGAACAAGAUGCGCCUCCACUAGUGUUCCAUUCCAUGUCGACACAAAGCGGCCGAGAUUCAGAUUCGGCUGCACUCGUCCUCGCCUUCUUAAGGCCGUCCAUGCAAGCGAACCGAGCUCCAACCAAGAGCAGUCUCUCACGGUCUAGUUCGCUCUCGCCAACGCGAUGGCGACGCCUGGCCGCCGGCCGUCGGCGCAGCAGCAGCCGCAGCCGCUGACGGUGGACUUCGAGGCGCUGAGCUACAUCAGCAGGCUCGUGGAGGCUUUCCAGGCGUUCGACUCCGACAACGACGGCCUCGUCACUGCCCCCGAGCUCCGGGGCCUCCUGGCCUCCCUGGGCCUCGACAAGUCGGAGGCGGAGGCGCGGGACAUGCUGGCGCGCGCCGACGCCGACCGUGACGGCCGGCUCUGCGUGGAGGAGUUCCUGGACGUGAUGAACGCCGGCGAGCUCGGCCUGGGCGCGCUCGGCGAGCUGCUGCAGGCCGCCGUCCCGGCGCUGGAGUCCUUCGCGGGGCCCGACGGCGCGCUGGGCGCCGACGAGCUCGCCAGGGUGCUGGGGCUCAUGGGCACCGCCAGCGCCGAGGACUGCGCGGAGAUCAUCGCGUGCAUGGACGGGGACGGCGACGGCGCCAUCAGCGUCGAGGAGUUCAAGCUCAUGGCUGACCUGCUCUAGGGUCGAGCUGCGUACGUACUGAGCCAGCUAGAGCGCGUGCAUAAACAUGAAGUUGUGCACUGCCUACUGCGAUGUACAGUAAUGAUUAUCGAUUAAUAAGCAUAUAAGCACGUUCGGAGAGUUGUGGGCACUGUUUCUGCACCGGGCUGGAGUACCAUAAAAGGAUGGAUACAUGAGAGUUUCUGAUGUCUUGCAA